AAUCGCACUGUUGACUUUGUAGCAGUGAGAACGGUAGCGGCAGUUCAGCAAAUGGAGGUAUUUGCAAAUCGAGCGUGGAUUGAUGGGUGCAGAGCAGGUUGUUGCGUAGCUGAUGGAUCUGGGGGGGCCAGGGAGUACACGGGGAUUACUUACAAAGAAAUUGGGGAAAAUUUUUCCCCAGUAGUUAUUUUCCAUGGUGAAGUAAAAAAUGGAUCACGUGCAGUCGCCAAAUUGGCAGUGCCAAAAAACACCGGUGGCGACCACGAAGAGUUGGGGGACGAAUGGGAGGAAGGAGAGGAGACUACGAGUGGUUCUGACGGGCGAUGGGCCAGCCAGAGGUGGUGGAUUUUCACCGGUCGAGCGAACUGAAAAAAGCGCGGGUGACAGAAGCUGGCCAUGGAAUGGCAGCAGGUCGAGCACGGGGCCUCGUUGGGAAGUUAUAGUGGGCGAUAGGGCCAGUGGGAAAAGGGGCCAGGUGGAAAGUCUGUCACGUGAUCUGUGCUCACGUGACGUGUCACUAUCGGUAUCUUCCCGGCGCCCCGCUGCAGCCGCAGUGGCCGUCGAUUGCGGAGUCCGACUUUCACCAGACCAACCAGACUGGCGAGCCGUGGCCACCAGACCGACACAGGCCCCUCGUACGGCCGUAGACCCCUCCUAACACCAUAGAUCCCUCUUACCACCAUCUCUCGCACCCUCUCCGGCCCUCACACCCUCCCUCUCCCUUCCCUCUCCUACCCAGCCUCCUCGUCCAUCGUACCAGGGUGUGCGCGCACCACGAUUGAUCAUUCGGGGACUACCACCACCAAUUG
This is a messenger RNA of Suhomyces tanzawaensis NRRL Y-17324, 809 nucleotides long. RefSeq lists its product as uncharacterized. NCBI's taxonomy places the organism in Eukaryota, Fungi, Ascomycota, Pichiomycetes, Serinales, Debaryomycetaceae. The coding region runs from base 209 to 658 and encodes 149 amino acids. The record is from RefSeq and is a predicted model, not a curated record. The transcript has a single exon.